GAGUACCUGUUCAGGUGGACCAGGAGGACUCGUUAGAAGAACCAUGAUGGCACUGCAAUGGGUGAAGCCGUGGAUCGCUCUCGUCUUCGGACUAUCUGCUGCACAUUCUGAGACUGUUAUGAUUCCAGAUAUGACUUCCAUUGGGAGUCUAUAUGAUUCCAAACUGCAAAUCUUAUCAGCAGGAGUGAGUCCCACUCAUAACGGGCAGGUCUGCAGCACAUGGGGUAACUACCACUACAAAACCUACGAUGGAGACUUCUUCCAGCUGCCCUACACCUGUAACUACGUGCUGUCGUCAUUGUGUAAGAGCAGCAGUGGCUACGAGGCCUUUAACAUUCAGCUGCAGCGCGGGGAGGUAGAUGGGCUGCCCACCAUCACUAAGGUUUCUUUGAAGCUGGAUGGAACCUUCGUGGAGCUGGCCAACGGUAACGUCAGCGUCAACGGAUUAAAGGUCACCAUACCAUUUGGUCAGUUUAACAUCUUCAUUGAGAGGACUGUUUCCUAUGUGAAGAUCACAGCCAAGCUGGGGUUAGUCGUCAUGUGGAAUGAAGAUGAUUCCCUCUGGGUGGAGCUGGACUCAAAGUUCCAGAAUCAGACUUGUGGGCUGUGUGGAGACUUCAACGGAGUCCAGAUUUACGACGAGUUCAUUAGUCAUGGUGAUCAUCUGAAGACAAUCGACUAUGGUGAUAUUUGGAAGAUGAAUGGCCCAACAGAGACCUGUACAGAAAUCCCUGGUCACACUGAACAGUGUGAAGAACAGACCGAACUUUGUGAGCAGCUUCUCACCAGUCUUGCCUUCAGUAGCUGUAAGGACCUGAUUGCCACAGACUCCUUCAUCAAGGCCUGUGCAGAAGACAUGUGUCACUGUGGCAACAGCAGCAGCAGUUCCUGCGCCUGCCCCACCAUGUCUGAGUACUCCCGCCAGUGUGCUCACGCAGGGGGGAAACCCCAAGAGUGGAAGACCGACCAGUUCUGCAUGAAGACGUGUCCUUUAAGCAUGCAGUACCAGGAGUGUGGUAGUCCCUGCACUGAUACCUGCUCCAACCCAAAGAGGAACCAGCAUUGUGAGGAACACUGCACCGACGGAUGCUUCUGCCCUGCUGGAACUGUGUUUGAUGACAUCACUCAUAAAGGCUGUGUAGCUGUGAACCAGUGCUUUUGUCUCCACAACGGACAAUCUUACCAACCUGGACAAUCAUUCUCAAGAACAUGCCAUGAAUGUACCUGUAACCAAGGCCAGUGGAGUUGUGUGGAUCUAGAUUGCCCAGCUACCUGCUCCAUAGUGGGAGGUUCCCACAUCACCACCUACGAUGGGAAAGCCUACACCUUCCAUGGAGACUGCUCAUAUGUCCUGUCCAAGCAAACCAACAAGACUGCUUUCACAGUCCUGGGUGACAUAGUGAAAUGUGGGAAGACGGACGUUGAGACCUGCCUAAGAUCUGUAACCCUGGUGACUCCAGAGUCCAUGAUUAUCGUCAUCGAGGCCAGUGGAAAGGUCUUUGUCAACAAGAUGUUUUCUCAGUUGCCGCUUUUCAUGGCGGAUGUAAAGAUCUUUCAGCCCUCUACGUUCUACAUCGUUGUGCAUACCUCUUAUGGGCUCCGACUAGAGGUGCAGAUAACACCUAUAAUGCAGGUCUACAUCGUAGCUAGCAGUUCACACAAAGAAAAAACCCAGGGUCUUUGCGGAGACUUUAACAGCGUCCAAGCUGACGACUUCAGAACCAUCAAUGGACUGGUGGAAGGAACCGCUGUAACAUUCGCCGACACGUGGAAGAACAAAGCAAGCUGUCCUGAUGUGGCACAGAGCUUUGAGAUCCCAUGCAGUCUGAGUGUAGAGAACGAGAGAUAUGCCAAGCACUGGUGCUCGAUGAUGUCAGAUCGUGCAGGAAUAUUUUCCCAAUGCCACACUGAGAUCAACCCAAAUUACUACAAGGAAAUCUGCCAAUAUGACAGCUGUAACUGUGAGAGGAGUGAGGAGUGCAUGUGUGCUGCGGUCUCCUCCUACGUCCAUGCAUGUGCUGCUGCAGGCGUCCUGCUCAGUGGAUGGAGAAACACCACCUGUGGGAAGUACUCCUCUAGCUGCCCUGACACGAUGGUCUAUGACUACACCAUGACCAGCUGUGACCGGACCUGUCGUUCACUGAGCCAGCCAGACUUUACAUGCCAGUUAGACCAUGUGUCUGUGGACGGCUGUGGCUGUGCCGAGGGAACCUACCUGAACGACCAGGGAGAGUGUGUCCCUGCCUCACGCUGCUCCUGCUACCAUGGAGGCACAGUAGUACCCCCUGGAGAGGUCACCAGUAUCUAUGGGGUUACUUGCUCAUGCAGACAAGGGAAAUUAAGCUGUGCUGGAGAACCAAAACAAUUAUCCUGUGAAGAACCAAUGGGUUUCUUCAACUGUUCAAGUGCAGGGCCCGGAGCCAAGGGCUCAGAGUGUCAGAAGAGCUGUCAAACACUAGACAGUCACUGUAUCAGUGCAGAGUGUGUGUCGGGCUGUGUAUGUCCUGAUGAUCUGCUGUCUGAUGGAAACGGAGGAUGCAUCAAGGAAGACCUAUGUCCCUGUUCUCACAAUGGAGUCUACUACCAACCUGGACAUGUGCUCAAAGUAGACUGCAAUACCUGCACCUGCGAAGGGAGAAAAUGGCAGUGUACCAAUAAGGAGUGUGAUGGGAUGUGUGCCAUAUAUGGAGAUGGGCAUUUCAUCACUUUUGAUGAGGAAAGGUUCACUUUCAAUGGAGAUUGUGAAUACACUCUUACUCAGGACUACUGCAGCAACAAUCCAAACGGUACCUUCAGAGUGAUCACAGAGAACAUUCCCUGUGGAACCACUGGCACCACCUGUUCCAAGGCCAUCAAGCUCUUCUUGGGGAGCAAUGAGAUCAUACUAGCAGAUGAAUCUGUAAAAGUGAUCAAACAAGAGAACGGGGUAGACGUGCCAUACCAGGUCCACUCUAUCGGUCUCUAUGUUGUUGUUGAGGCUGAAAAUGGCCUGAUCCUCAUGUGGGAUAAGAAGAAUAGCCUGUUCAUCAAACUCAGCUCUACCUUCCAGGGCCAAGUGUGUGGUCUGUGUGGAAACUAUGACGGUAAUGGAAAGAACGACUUCACGUCCAGAAACCAGGAAGUGGUGGUUGAAGCUCUGGAGUUUGGAAACAGCUGGAAAGUGUCACCCAGUUGCCCCAACGCUGAUGUCAUAAAAAACCCAUGCACUUUAAGAUCAUACAGGCAGUCCUGGUCUCUCAAACGCUGCAGCAUCAUCACCAGUAAGGUUUUCUCAGCCUGCCACUCACAGGUGGACCCCACGCCAUUCCAUGAUGCCUGUGUGAGGGACUCGUGUGCCUGUGACACUGGGGGAGACUGCGAGUGUUUCUGUACAGCUGUAGCAGCCUACGCCCAGGCCUGUAACGAGGCAGGGGCUUGUAUCAAGUGGAGAACACCAGAUAUCUGCCCUCUGUUCUGUGAUUUCUACAACCCUAUUGGUGAGUGUGAGUGGCAUUAUAAUCCAUGUGGAUAUCCCUGUAUGAAGACCUGCAAGAAUCCCUCAGGAACAUGCUCCAGUCAGAUCCCUGCGCUGGAAGGUUGCUAUCCAAAAUGUCCUUCGGCCAAGCCUUAUUUGGAAGAAAGUUCCAUGAAGUGUGUCCCUAUCGUGGACUGUGGUUGCUACGAUGGAGAUGGAACUCAUUACAGCGAGGGAGAGGUUAUACCUUCCAAGGAGAACUGUCAGAGAUGUCUUUGCUCAUCAACUGAGGUCAGAUGCAGCUAUGAUGUCCAAGCUUGCUAUUGUUUAUACGACGGCAGAACGUACCCGUAUGGAGCGACCAUAUAUCACACAUCUGAUGGUGAUGAGACCUGUAUUGCUGCCACCUGCAAAGAGAACGGAACCAUUGUCCGGAUUAUGAAUCCCUGUCCCAGCACCACAACUCCACCAAGUGUUACAACAACACAGAUAUCCACUCAAGCACCGACCACCACAGUAUUUGUUUUCUCAACUCCUACCACUACCCCAACCACAACUCCUACCACUACCCCCACAACAACCCCUACCACCUACACAACCGCUACCACUACCCCCACAACAACCACUACACCGUCAACAACCCCUACCACUACCCCCACAACAACCCCUACCACUACCCCCACAACAACCACUACUUCACCAACAACCACUUCACCCACUACUACUCCACCCUGCCUGAUCAAGACUGUCUGUGAUUGGUCAGACUGGAUUAGCAAAUACUAUCCCUCUGUUGGACCAGAAGGAGGAGAUUAUGAAACCAUAGAAAAUAUAAGGAAAUCUGGUAUUGAUAUUUGUAGCCAACCUCAGGAAGUAGAAUGCAGAGCCGAAGAAAACAUCGAUGUUCCUUUGGCCGAACUAGGUCAAAAUGUUAAAUGCAAUCCCUCAGUUGGACUGAUAUGCCACAACAAGGAUCAAGGCAUCCCACCAAUAUGCUACAACUACGAGAUCAGAGUCAGAUGUUGUGUUGAUGUUUGUAGCAAUGAGACAACUACCACCUCAGAAAGGCCCACAACAAUCAUUACAACAUCAACAACUAUCCCAACAACAACAACAACAACAACAGAAAGUCCAACAACAACAACUACCCCAACAACAACAACAACAACAACAGAAAGUCCAACAACAACACCAACAACAACACCAACAACAACAACAACAGAAAGUCCAACAACAACAACUAUCCCAACAACAACAACAACAACAACAAGAACAACAACUAUCCCAACAACAACAACAACAACAACAGAAAGUCCAACAACAACAACUACCCCAACAACAACAACAACAACAACAACAACAACAGAAAGUCCAACUACCCCAACAACAACAACAACUACCCCAACAACAACAACAACAACAACAACAACAACAGAAAGUCCAACAACAACAACAGAAGGUCCAACAACAACAACAACAACAACAACAACAACAACAACAAACACCACAGGAAGUCCAUCAACCACAGUAACGGCUGAGACAACAACAUAUUCCACAACAAGCGAAACAACAGGGGAAAUUACAACUGGUCCAGAAUCAACAACACCCACAACAACCAUUACACCAACAACAACAACAACAACAACAACAGAAAGUCCAACAACAGAAAGUCCAACAACAACAACUACCCCAACAACAACAACAACAACAGAAAGUUCAUACAAUGACAAAUAUGUGCAUUCAUGUCAGGGAGCACAAAUGACCCGUGACUUUGUAUGUGACUCAUUCAUGGAGGGCUGUUUCUGCCCUGAUGGUACCGUCUUGUUCAACACAUUCUCUGACACCUGUGUUCGUGACUGUGGAUGUACAGGACCCGAUGGAAAACCCAAACAGUUUGGUGAGACUUGGAACAGUAACUGCCAGAAGUGCACGUGUAAUGCUGACACACUGAGUGUCCAGUGUGAACCAGUGAAACGUCUGCCACAAGAAAUUGUUACCUGUAAGAAGUACGGUGAGGUGUUGGUCAACGAGACGGUGGACUGCUGUCAGAUAAAUAAAUGCGUACCCAAACCUGUUUGUGUCUACAAUAAUACUGAAUACACGCUUGGUGAAAAUGUUCCCAGCGGCACCUGUGAGGAGUGCAAGUGUGGCCCUAAUAAGGAUCCAGUUUCCAAGCUGUAUGUUGUAGACUGUGUCCAAAUCAACUGUUCCACCACUUGCCAAACGGGUUAUGAGUAUGAAGUCGUACCUGAGAAAUGUUGUGGAACGUGUGUCCAGAAGGACUGUGUUGUAGUUCUCCCAGAUGCCACAUCUCACAUCAUUCAGCUUGGGAAGUUUUGGUUACCCCCUAGUGACCGCUGUGUGAAGUAUGACUGCUCAAAAACAAACAAACAGCUCAUCGUUGUGAAAUCCAAAUUGGAAUGCCCAGUGUUCCGUCCAGAGGACUGCGUCCCUGGAACUGAGAAAACUGAUGCAAGUGGAUGUUGCACAACCUGCACUUUACGUAGUCACUGUGAUGUGACUAACACCACCACCUACCUAGAGGUGAAUAACUGCAGGUCUACUGUGCCGGUGGAAAUCUCAGCCUGCGGGGGAUCCUGUGGAACGUCUUCUAUGUACUCUGCAGAGAAAAACACCUUGAUGCACUCCUGCUCCUGCUGUCAGGAGAUGUCUACCAGUGAGAGGAAGGUGGAGAUGCUCUGCCCUGACGGGAAGAAGAUCAUGCAGAACUACAUUUACAUUGAUAAGUGCGGCUGCCAUGACUCUGAGUGUGACAAGAAGAACCACGUAGAUUAG
Molecule: messenger RNA, 6247 nt
Organism: Salmo salar (Atlantic salmon)
Lineage: Eukaryota; Metazoa; Chordata; Actinopteri; Salmoniformes; Salmonidae
Source: RefSeq, a predicted model, not a curated record